GGAAGAAAAAAAGAAAAGGACACGUCACGUCCAUGUGGCAUUGUUACAUCAGCGCCAUGUAGGAUCCUACAGGGGAUGUGUCAAUUUGGGACUUAGAUGAUACACUUUGACAUGUUCUGGGACCUGAAUAUGCAUUUUGAGAGUUUAGGAAUCUAUAUGACACAACCCUACAAGUUUAAGGACCGCCAAUGCAUUUUACUCUUUCAUUAAAGAUCAUAGCAAAACCGUCAGUGAUAUAUCAAGAAGGUGACUCAUUUUAGGGUGAAACGAGGCCAAACAUAAUAUUUAUUCAAGGGAAACCGAACUAAAACCAUGGACACAACCAACUCAUUAACAAGCUAAUCCAAGCAUGAAAACAUGGGUAGCAAUGUUAAAGGGCAAUAAUACUCUUGCAUACAGACACCAACGAACUAUCAUCAUCAUCUCAACAUCGUACCCAUGAUCAGACAACUCUGACUUCACUAAGAAGAACUAGGAAACAAAGCAUGCCAUGGAACCCAACCCACAUUCCCAACUCCAGUGGACCUAUGCCAUCGUUGCAACAUGUCACGCUCCGGCGAUGCCACAACUCUGACUACAUGACCACCAACUUCAUUAUGAUAGGGUUGAGGCAGGACAAAAGAAGCCCAACAAACCAUGAAAGCCAAUCCCGUGUUCCAUCAGAUGGGGGAGAGGUUUCAUCGUUGCUCCCAAUAUAAUUGACAUUGCUAGCAACUUGACAAACACCCAAGUAUGAUGUAUGUGGUUAGGAUCACCAAAGAAAUGCCUCUAAGGAAGAGUUGUCGACAAUAUUGACAUCACAACUCGAUUUGAUAAACUAUAUCUAGGAUUUCAACUAGAGGGCCUUUGAUAGUGGAGGAGAUAGGACACCCACGAAAACGCCUUCAAGAUGGAGAAUGAUGCUUUUUCACACCAAUCCUUCACAACUCCAUGUUGGAAAAGGCAUGAAAUAAUUGCAAAAAACCUCCAAUAGAUCUGCUAGGAUGCCACAAAGCUCCCCUCGAACUUGAUUUGGAGACAGAUUUGACAUGGAGAUGAGUUGCCACUACUGUUAGGGUCUAAGCAGCGUUGGCAUUUGCUUCUUUGGAUGCAACCUCCACGCAAGCCUCUACCAACACCACCUCCUCCGCGCUACAAUGGAUGACUACUGCUCCUCCUCUAACACACCUAGCAUUUCCCUAGCUCACUCAGGCCAUGUGGCAACCGAAGCAAGCUCCAACUCCAACAGGUGACCUCAGGUCCACCAUGGGCACCAUGUUGCUUGGUCAAAGCCGCAUUAGGUCACACGUGCAGAUGGCCACAACUCCACUUCCUAGCUGUUGCUCUACACAACUAUCUGAUCAUUUGCCGACGUGCAUUUGUGUGCCACAACACCGCGUGGGAUGCCACUCGCACGUUACACCCAACAUGUGGAGUUAGCUAAGAACGGCUGCAAACAAGGGCAAGGGUGAUCCCACCACCACCUUGCUAUGGAGUCAACCUAGGAAAUCUAGCUCUGUUGGGAAAAGGCUAGAUAUGAAAGAAAUGGAAAGGGCAUAUCAGGAGAAUGGGGAAAGCAAAACCAAGGGGGAGAAGGAAUAGGGGAGGUGAUCCUAAGGCUACCGAUGGCAGUUGUGAUGGGUUGGCGAUGAGGGCAAGAGGGACGUGAGCAAAUCACCUCCCAGGUCACCAAAGGAGACAAUGUAGCAGUAACGGGGGCUCAGUUGUCCAACCGCUAUCCUCCCUGUUGCCUAUGGUUGCGUGUACAAUAUACUAAAAUUUGCACUCAUCUAUGCAAUAGUAGUUGCAUCUAUAUUAUAACUAUGACCACAAAUCAUUGUUAUCAAACCAACAUACCAUUCAUGCUCUUCCAUACCAAGUUACCAACCAUGACAUACUGUUUUCUUUAUAGAAAAAUUAAUUUCAUCCAAGACAUAUUUACAUACCUUUAUACCACUGAUAAUUUAUUUUGGAUUAUCACCUGAACUAGUUCUCUGUUCAUUAGAAUACCAUGGCAGCUAGUUUCCAUAUUUUUUUUCUCGUUACCUCACUCAACUUUGCUCUCGCAUAUUCUCCUUUUUUUCGCUCCCUUCCAUUUGUCCCUUUGAUCCUCUCAUCCCUUGUUGAGGAGCGCACCACCAAGUACCACGAAGAGGGGGAGGAGACCGAGGAACCAAGCUUGCCAACAACCUUAUGUGCCGCACCUCCACAACACUGUAUGGAUCCUCCAAUGUCCAUGCUGCCCCUCCGUAGUACUGCUCGGCUCCUCUGCUCAUCCCUACUCAUCCACAUCGUCUGAUAGGCUACUCUUCUGCCCAAUCCAUCCCUCGUGUCCUAUUUCCAACACUGGAAUACCUCUGCACACCGCCGUGUUCCACAUGCUCGACUCAAUGCCUAACCGGACACCUCUGCACAGUUGAUUUCAACUGCCUUGUUCACGCCAUACCUGUUGUGGCAUGGUCAACAUUCAGUGAAGGCAAUUAAGGAGCUGAGGAAGAUAUGGACCAAUUAAUGGCCAGUGGAGAGGGUUGAUAGAGUUGAGCUGGACAACAAAGGGUGCUCACCUCGCAAACCAGCUGAUGAUCGAGAUCCAAGAUCCGACGUUGAGAUGGAAUGUGGAUGACUCUCCUUCUUGGACCUCCAUCAUCAGGAAAAAGCACACUUAUGCGAGCGCUCACUGGGAAACUUGAUAAAAACCUCAAGGUAUUUGGUAAUAUCACCUAUUGUGGACAUAAAUUUUCCGAGUUCUAUCCAGAGCGGACAAGUGCCUAUGUUAGUCAAUAUGAUCUCCAUAAUGCAGAGAUGACCGUAAGAGAGACAUUAGAUUUCUCUAGGUGGUGCUUAGGUAUUGGGUCAAGAUACGACAUGCUCACGGAAAUCUCUAGAAGGGAACGCAAUGCAGGCAUUAAGCCAGACCCUGAGAUCGAUGCUUUCAUGAAAGCUACUGCAAUGCAAGGACAAGAGACUAAUAUCAUAACAGAUCUUAUUCUCAAGGUGCUUGGGCUGGACAUUUGCGCUGAUACUAUUGUUGGUGAUGAGAUGAUUAGAGGAAUUUCUGGUGGACAAAUGAAGCGUGUGACAACAGGGGAAAUGUUAACAGGACCGGCAAGGGCUUUGCUCAUGGAUGAGAUAUCCACUGGCUUGGAUAGCUCUAGCACAUUUCAUAUUGUAAAAUUUAUUAGGCAUUUGGUCCAUAUAAUGAAUGAAACUGUGAUGAUCUCUCUCCUCCAACCACCGCCAGAGACAUAUAAUCUCUUUGACGACAUAGUUCUACUAUCAGAAGGAUACAUAGUCUAUCAUGGGCCACGCGAGAAUAUAUUGGAAUUUUUUGAAGCUUCUGGCUUUCGAUGCCCUCAAAGGAAAGCAGUGGCUGACUUCCUUCAAGAGGUCACUUCCAAGAAAGACCAGCAACAAUAUUGGUUCCUUGACAAGGAGCCUUAUUGUUAUGUGUCAGUCCCAGAGUUUGCAGAACGUUUCAAGUCAUUUUAUAUUGGCCAACAAAUGAUGAAGGAGCAACAUAUUCCAUUUGAAAAAUCAAAAAUCCAUCCUGCUGCACUGACAACAAUGAAAAAUGCAUUAUCCAACUGGGAGUCAUUGAAGGCUGUGCUUUGUAGAGAGAAGUUGUUGAUGAAACGCAACUCUUUUCUUUACAUAUUCAAGGUCACCCAAUUGAUCAUUCUUGCUUUCUUGUCUAUGACCGUGUUUCUUAGAACAAAGAUGCCCCAUGGGCAAUUUUCUGAUGGCACUAAAUUUCUUGGGGCAUUGACAUUCAAUUUAAUAACAGUCAUGUUCAAUGGCCUUUCUGAGCUAAACUUGACAGUAAAGAAGCUUCCUGUGUUCUACAAGCAUAGAGAUUUUUUAUUCUUCCCUCCAUGGACCUUUGGGGUUGCAAAUAUACUAAUAAAGGUUCCUGUAUCUCUUGUGGAGGCUACGGUCUGGGUUGUCAUCACGUACUAUGUGAUGGGAUUUGCACCAGCAGCAGGAAGGUUCUUUCGUCAGUUUCUAGCUUUCUUCGUUACUCACCUAAUGGCAAUGGCUCUGUUUCGAUUUCUUGGUGCUAUCUUGCAAACAAUGGUUAUAGCAAUUAGUUUUGGGAUGCUUGUGUUGCUUAUUGUCUUCGUCUUUGGAGGAUUUGUGAUACGUAAAAAUGACAUUAGACCAUGGUGGAUCUGGUGUUAUUGGGCAUCUCCUAUGAUGUAUAGCCAAAAUGCAAUAUCGAUCAACGAAUUUCUGGCCAGUAGGUGGGCCAUUCCAAACAAUGACACAACCAUUGAUGCAAAAACGGUAGGUGAGGCUAUUCUAAAGUCAAAAGGCUUGUUCACUGGAGAGUGGGGAUUUUGGCUAUCCAUUGGAGCCCUAGUAGGAUUCAUUAUUUUGUUCAACACCUUAUACAUCUUGGCACUUACAUACUUAAGUCCUAUUAGAAGUGCAAACGCACUAGUUAUUGAUGAACACAAUGAAACUGAGUUGUACACGGAAACAAGAAAUGAAGAGCAUAGGUCCCGAACAUCCACCACAACAUCAUCGAUACCUACGACAGGUGCUAACGGAGAAGGAAAUAGGCCAACUCAGUCACAAUUUGUCUUACCUUUCCAACCAUUGUCACUUUGUUUCAACCAUCUAAAUUAUUAUGUGGACAUGCCCUCAGAAAUGAAGCAACAAGGACUCAUGGAAAGUCGUCUCCAACUGCUCUCUGAUAUUAGUGGUGCUUUUAGGCCAGGUCUUCUAACUGCAUUAGUUGGUGUCAGUGGAGCUGGAAAGACCACUUUGAUGGAUGUCUUAGCAGGAAGGAAAACUAGUGGAACAAUUGAAGGAAGCAUAACCCUUUCUGGUUACUCCAAGAAACAAGAAACGUUUGCUCGCAUUAGCGGCUACUGUGAACAAGCUGAUAUCCAUUCACCAAAUGUUACUGUAUAUGAAUCCAUUCUCUACUCUGCUUGGUUGCGCCUUCCCUCAGAUGUUGAUAGCAAUACAAGAAAGAUGUUUGUGGAGGAGGUCAUGGCCCUUGUAGAGCUUGAUGUAUUGUGCAAUGCUAUGGUUGGUCUCCCUGGAGUUAGCGGUUUAUCGACUGAACAAAGAAAGCGAUUAACAAUUGCUGUGGAGCUGGUAGCAAAUCCUUCAAUCAUCUUUAUGGAUGAGCCUACUUCUGGUCUUGAUGCUAGAGCUGCAGCAAUUGUCAUGCGAACUGUGAGAAAUACUGUCAACACUGGGCGUACUGUGGUCUGCACGAUCCAUCAGCCAAGCAUUGAUAUUUUUGAGUCUUUUGAUGAGCUUUUGCUUUUGAAAAGAGGAGGUCGGGUUAUUUAUGCUGGUGAACUUGGUGACCACUCACAUAAACUAGUUGAAUAUUUUGAGACAAUUUUAGGUGUUCCAAGUAUUACAGAAGGAUAUAAUCCUGCAACAUGGAUGCUAGAAGUUAGCUCCACUCUAGAAGAAGCUCGCAUGAACGUAGAUUUUGCUGAAAUUUAUGCCAAUUCCCUGCUUUAUAGGAAAAACCAAGAACUUAUUGAGGAGUUGAGCAUUCCCCCACCAGGCUAUCGAGAUCUCUUAUUUGCUACAAAAUAUUCUCAAAGUUUCUAUAUCCAAUGUGUUGCGAACUUAUGGAAGCAAUAUAAGUCUUAUUGGAAGAAUCCAUCUUACAAUAGCUUGCGUUAUCUAACAACGUUUCUCUAUGGCCUUUUCUUUGGCACAGUAUUUUGGCAAAAAGGAACAAAGUUAGACUCACAGCAAGAUUUGUACAAUUUACUCGGAGCCACUUAUGCUGCAAUCUUCUUCAUUGGGGCUACUAACUGCAUGUCAGUUCAGCCUGUUGUAUCAAUUGAGAGAGCAGUUUACUAUCGUGAAAGCGCAGCAGGAAUGUACUCUCCAUUGUCCUAUGCAUUUGCUCAGGCAAGCGUGGAGUUCAUUUACAAUAUCAUACAAGGGAUUUUGUACACGGUCAUCAUCUAUGCAAUGAUCGGAUACGAUUGGAAAGCUAGCAAAUUCUUUUAUUUUCUAUUCUUCAUUGUUUCAAGCUUCAACUACUUCACAUUUUUCGGAAUGAUGUUGGUGGCAUGCACCCCAUCUGCACUGCUUGCGAACAUUCUCAUAACCUUUGCACUCCCUCUUUGGAACUUGUUUGCUGGGUUCCUUAUUUUUAGGAAGGCAAUACCAAUUUGGUGGAGGUGGUACUAUUGGGCAAACCCAGUAUCCUGGACAAUAUAUGGUGUCAUUGCAUCACAGUUUGGAGGGAACGGUGGAUCGAUUUCAGUUCCUGGUGGGAGCCAUGUAGCAAUGAGCCAAAUUUUGGAAGAUAAUGUUGGCGUCCGACAUGACUUCCUAGGAUAUGUUAUACUUGCCCAUUUUGGCUUUAUGGCCGCCUUUGUUCUCAUCUUUGGCUAUUCCAUAAAAUUUCUCAACUUUCAGAAACGUUAGAAAGCAAUGGCAUAGCACAGACAGAUAUGGUCUUUUUUCCAUCAAAGCCUCCUAGAGCUACGGAUGUACUAUAUGCUACCAAUGGGAUGUACAAGUUGCUUCACAAACAUUUAAUAUAGUAAGCAUACCAUCAUUACAUUGUUGCAGAUUUUGA
Molecule: messenger RNA, 6547 nt
Organism: Oryza sativa Japonica Group (Japanese rice)
Lineage: Eukaryota; Viridiplantae; Streptophyta; Magnoliopsida; Poales; Poaceae
Source: RefSeq, a predicted model, not a curated record